Messenger RNA from Fusarium graminearum PH-1, 645 nucleotides. Its product is annotated as low molecular weight phosphotyrosine protein phosphatase. Gene Ontology annotation, cellular component: cytoplasm. Gene Ontology annotation, biological process: protein dephosphorylation. Gene Ontology annotation, molecular function: acid phosphatase activity; non-membrane spanning protein tyrosine phosphatase activity. The record is from RefSeq and is a predicted model, not a curated record. Lineage: Eukaryota; Fungi; Ascomycota; Sordariomycetes; Hypocreales; Nectriaceae. The transcript has 3 exons. Bases 49 to 537 code for a protein of 162 amino acids.
CUCCAUUGUAUCGUCCAAUACUAUACAGCACAGCACAAUAACGAUAAAAUGCCUGACCAAAUAUCCGUCCUCUUUGUCUGUCUGGGCAACAUCUGUCGCUCGCCCAUGGCCGAAGGCAUCUUUCAACACCUCGCUAAGCAGCCGAAUCUCAAAGACAAGAUCGGGCGCAUCGAUUCUUGUGGAACAGCUGCUUAUCACAGCGGCGAGCCCCCGGAUGACCGAACCAUGUCUACACUAGAGGCCAACGGUAUAGACGAUUAUGACCAUCUCGCGCGGCGCUUCCACCCGAGCGAUUUCACCACUUUCGACUACAUCUUUGCCAUGGAUCGAUCAAACCUCUCAGAUCUUCUCCGACUACAAAAGAACAACCCGGACUCGACCGCCAAGGUGAUGCUGUUCGGAGAGUUCAGCGGCACAAAGCGACCCGAGAUCGUCAAUGACCCAUACUACGGCGGAAACGACGGCUUCUCCAAGGCAUACGAGCAGUGCACGCGAUUCUCCAAGAACUUUGUAAAGGAGACUUUUGGAGAAGAGUAAAAACCAGGAUUAGCGGAUAGAGAGACAAGGAUGUGGACGAGUUAUAAUACCCGAUGCCUGUAUAGCAUACAGAGGUCAAGGAAUGGGGGAAAUAAGGUUGGACAGGGU